This is a messenger RNA of Blepharisma stoltei, 1056 nucleotides long. Lineage: Eukaryota; Ciliophora; Heterotrichea; Heterotrichida; Blepharismidae. The record is from the annotation of a GenBank genome assembly.
AUGGAGAUCAUCAAAAGCCCUACCAAAAAAAUUCCAGUACUUCCUAGUCUCAAUUCAAUAAGAUAUAGAUGCUCCUCAGCUAUAAGAAUUGCAUCAAAACAUAUAGCAAUCUCUCCAGAAAGGCCAACUAAGCGAAAAGUUGCUGAUAAUGACUUAUACCCUAACAGUCCAAAUAAACCAAUUUCCCCAAUCAUGAAUAAAAGUGUCGAAGAAUUCCAUCCUUCAUAUUCUAUAAAAGACCUAUAUCUUGGAAAAUGCUUAGGCAGAGGAAAACAAGGCAGAGUCGUCCACGCAACUUUGAGAAAUAAAGAAUUUGCUGUCAAAAUUUUGCAUAAGGACGAAAAAAAAACUGGCGAAAUGGAGUGAAAAAUCUUAAACAGGCUGAAAUCACCUUUUCUUGUACAUAGCUAUGGAAAAAUAAUGGACAGUGACAAUAUGUAUCUUCUUCUAGAACUUAUGGACGGAGGCGACUUAUUUCAUCUUAUUCGAAAGCGUAAGCUGAAUAUAAAAGAAAUCACAUUUAUUUCCGCAGAAAUAGUACUAGCUGUUGAGCAUCUCCAUAAUCAGGGUGUUAUAUAUAGAGACUUAAAGCCUGAAAAUGUAAUGCUCGAUGCUUCAGGACAUAUCAAGCUUGUCGAUUUUGGACUGUCAAAAAUAAUUGACGACGAUAGAGCACAGACAGCUUGUGGGUCAGCAGAAUAUAUGGCUCCAGAAAUAAUAAGGAGGCAGCUAUAUACCUAUAGUGCGGAUUGGUGAAGCUUUGGGGUGUUAGUUUAUGAACUUUUUCAUGGCCAUACACCAUUUAGAGGUGAAUCCAAUAAAGAAGUCUAUCAAAAUAUACUGAGAGGAGAUAUUAUUUAUUCUAGAUCACUAGAUGCUACCUCAAAAGAUUUUAUUAGAAGUCUAUUAAACUUAGAAUCAGAAUACAGACUAGGAAGCUUAGAAAAUGGAAUUUGCGACAUAAAAAAUCAUCCUUUUUUUAGGAAAAUUGAUUGGAGAGUUAUCCCGGAGAGAUUACAGUCUCCUUUGCGUGAGCAUCAGAUUUGUAAAAUAUAA